AUGGCAUGGAUCGAAGCAACCGGUGGCGCCGCUGACCGCGUGCUGCGGCAAGAUCUUACAAGGCUGAAAAAUGGAGUGUCCGAACGGGAGGCGAUCGGGAGGAAGGAUUCCGGCGCUCCGUCCACACUAGUAGUGGCAAUGUGUCUAUUUGACCAAGUCGGGAUCGAUAAGGAUAUCAGUUUCUCCAUCACCUGUAUCCCAAGCCAGAGGCAAGCUCGGAAAAUGCCUACAUGCGACGCCCUCUCCGGGAAGACCAUGGGCUAG
This is a messenger RNA of Cladophialophora immunda, 264 nucleotides long. RefSeq lists its product as uncharacterized. The transcript has a single exon. The record is from RefSeq and is a predicted model, not a curated record. NCBI's taxonomy places the organism in Eukaryota, Fungi, Ascomycota, Eurotiomycetes, Chaetothyriales, Herpotrichiellaceae. Bases 1 to 264 code for a protein of 87 amino acids.